Pan troglodytes (chimpanzee) is the source of this 539-nucleotide messenger RNA. RefSeq names its product large ribosomal subunit protein uL23-like. NCBI's taxonomy places the organism in Eukaryota, Metazoa, Chordata, Mammalia, Primates, Hominidae. The coding region runs from base 27 to 497 and encodes 156 amino acids. Gene Ontology annotation, molecular function: structural constituent of ribosome. The transcript has a single exon. Gene Ontology annotation, cellular component: ribosome. Gene Ontology annotation, biological process: translation. The record is from RefSeq and is a predicted model, not a curated record.
AAAAAAAAAAUUGGCCUUUUCACAAGAUGGCGCUGAAAGCGAAGAAGGAAGCUCCUGCCUCUCCUAAAGCCGAAGCCAAAGCGAAGGCUUUAAAGGCCAAGAAGGCAGCGUUGAAAGGUGUCCACAGCCACAUAAAAAAGAAGACCCGCACGUCACUCACCUUCCAGCGGCCCAAGACACUGCGACGCCGGAGGCGGCCUGAAUAUCCCUGGAAGAGCGCCCCCAGGAGAAACAAGCUUGGCCACUACGCUGUCAUCAAGUUUCCGCUGACCACGGAGUCGGCCGUGAAGAGGACAGAAGAAAACAACACGCUUUUGUUCACUGUGGAUGUUAAAGCCAACAAGCACCAGAUCAAACAGGCUGUGAAGAGGCUCUAUGACGGUGAUGUGGCCGAGGUCACCACCCUGAUUCCGCCUGAUGGAGAGAAGAAGGCAUGUGUUCGACUGGCUCCUGAUUAUGAUGCGUUGGAUGUUGCCAACAAAAUUGGGAUCAUCUAAACUGAGUCCAGCUGCCUAAUUCUAAAUAUAUAUAUAUAUAUC